AUCAUCAGAUCAAAAAUAAUCAACAUUUGUAUAUUGUCCUCCGGGCCUAGUGGCUAGCCCAGUGGUUGCGCCGUACUCAGCACUGCCCCUGUCCACAAGUUAACCCGUUUCCUCGGGAGCCCAGCUGACCACAGAAAUAGAAAGCGGAUACUUUGCUUCAACUUGGCCGCUUUUGUCAGACUCAGCGGCCACAAAAUCCCGCCGCCCGGCGAGCGCCUGCCGCGUGCGCCACCACGCGUCACUCCACCUGUCCCCGCUCCCCCGUCGACAUCCGGCCUACAUAGACACGGAGCAACACACCUCGGCUCGACACAUCUCCCUCCCAGUCGCAGUCCAUCCACUCCCCGUCCGUUCCCCAACCAGCAACAAGCAAGCAUCUUCUCUCCUUCCGUCGCGACGAUGAGCGGCGGCGGCAUCGAAUCGUCCUUCUCGGGGAGCUAUGGCGUGGGCGCGGCGGGGGUGGCGCCGUUCGUGGCCAAGACGUACGGGAUGGUGGACGACCGGGCCACCGACGGCGUCGUCGCGUGGGGGCCCGCCGGCAACAGCUUCGUCGUCGCCGACCCCUUCGCCUUCUCGGAGAUGCUGCUGCCCGCGCACUUCAAGCACGCCAACUUCUCCAGCUUCGUCCGGCAGCUCAACACCUACGGCUUCCGCAAGGUGGACCCGGACCGCUGGGAGUUCGCGCACGCCUCCUUCCUCCGCGGCCAGACCCACCUCCUGCGCCACAUCGUCCGGCGCCAGAGCGGCGGCAAGCGCGGCGGCAAGGAGGUCGGCGACGAGGAGGAGGAUGAGGAGAGCAGCAGCGCGGUUCUGGCGAUGGAGGUGGUCCGGCUGAGGAACGAACAGAGGGCCACCGAGGAGCGCGUGGCGGAGAUGUGGCGCCGGGUGCAGGACGCCGAGCGCCGGCCCAAGCUGAUGCUCGCCUUCCUCCUCAAGGUCGUCGGCGACCCCGACAUGCUGCGCCGCCUCGCCGGCAGCUCAGCCUCAGUUAGCGGCCUGGAUGAGGGCGCGGAGGAGGUCAAGAGGCCGCGGCUGCUCCUCGACGGGGACGGCGCGGGGGUGGACGGGCUGUUGUACCACCACGGCGGCAACCUGAACAUGGAGGAGGCCCUGGUGCCGGAGCCGAGCGUGGACAUGUACUACGCCGGAGGCGACGGGUUCGGCGACGUGCAGGCGGACGGCGGGCCGCCGUACGCUUUCCACAUGGACAGCGGCUACUGAGGGCCGUGGGUUCGGCCUUGGGCGGCUGGUGUGCGUGCUUCCGCCGUCGAACACCCGCCCGAAUUGCUCUGCUCUGUGUGUAUGUAGAGAAAGGAGGCUAGAUAGGGGUAGGCUCUGACUUGUGGCUGUACUGUAGAGGAGAUGGAAUCUCAACCUGUGAGACGUAUAGUAUUUUUUUCUUUUACUGUGUUUUAGCCCAGCAACUUUUUCUUUUUUUGCUUGCUUGAUGAAGAUGAAGUCCACAUGAUCCGUA
Molecule: messenger RNA, 1474 nt
Organism: Aegilops tauschii subsp. strangulata
Lineage: Eukaryota; Viridiplantae; Streptophyta; Magnoliopsida; Poales; Poaceae
Product: heat stress transcription factor C-2a
Biological process (GO): regulation of transcription by RNA polymerase II; cellular response to heat
Cellular component (GO): nucleus
Molecular function (GO): RNA polymerase II cis-regulatory region sequence-specific DNA binding; DNA-binding transcription factor activity
Source: RefSeq, a predicted model, not a curated record